Kogia breviceps (pygmy sperm whale) is the source of this 5501-nucleotide messenger RNA. The record is from RefSeq and is a predicted model, not a curated record. Lineage: Eukaryota; Metazoa; Chordata; Mammalia; Artiodactyla; Physeteridae.
UUUUUUUUAAUAAGCACAUCUUUGAUCCCAUGCUUAGUAUAAUUUCCUUGCCUAAGUAUGCAAACUCGGGAAUAAAAAUCUGAGGUACUAUAAAACAUUAAAUCAAAACACAGAAACUGAGAGUGAACAGUUGUAGUUGAUGUUUCUUACUCUAUGGAGUUCCUGAACACUUAAUGUAGGUGGAAUGCAUCUGAGACCAUGGGCUGGUUUUUAGUGCUCGUAAGGAACCAGCCUUGAAGAAUUGACUUAGUGAUCAUCUUCGUCAGUAUUCUAAACCUCCUAAGAUAUUUAGGCUUCUGUACAUAAGAGUGUUUUGGUAAAUUUGUGGUAUAUGUAGAUCUUUCCUCCACGUUGUUUUACCAAGAAUGUUUUGACUCUGCAUCUGUGCUACAGUUCAUGGUAGGGGUGGUACAACUCAAACAUUAGUUUUUCUGCUUAACCUCCUCUAACAAUAUGGUUUGUCUAAAGAUUCUUGCUGACCCCAAUUCACGUGUUCGCAGGUGACAUUUUUUUUUUCUGGCCUAGGUAGUAACAGUCCAAUCUAGUGCUGUUGUACCCUAGAAAAUCUCAAACCAUAAUGAUUAAAAUAUUUGGGGUAAACUUGUAGUUCAUAUGCAACACUACUUGGAGGAAUUAUUUUACUAACUUGUCUUUAAUGUAGAAAUUACUUUCAUUGAUUUGAUUAUAUUUCAAAUGAGGAAUGGAAGUGGUCCUCUAGAAAAAAAACCGUUUUUGUUGUUAUACUGUUUGAGUCCUAUAAUACAAUGCUAUAAAGUAUGCCCUGAAAGAAAAUAAAGUCUUUGAAAUCCAAGAAUAAUGAUUCUUACUGCUAAGAGACUGUAAUAGUUAUUACUAAUGAGUUUGAUAGGCAUGCAUUUUUCAUGCAGUGUUUAUUCCACUUCCAAUGAGAGUAUAUAAAUAAGUUGUAUUACUAAGGUGGCUAAAUAACCAAACCAGGUGUUUGUGUAAAAAAAGACUUGCCAAGAUUUAAUUGUUUGACUGUUGAAUCUUUCUUGAAAAUCCAGCCUUUCAGAGACCACCUCUUAAGGAGCCUGUAAACUGUGCAUGAUGAAAAUUCUUGUAUUUUAUUAAGGAGUGGCCAUUGGUUUACUCACCACAUCUGUGGAAUCAUGCCUAUAAGUAUAGUUGCUUACAGAACUCCUGGUGACUUGUAGUUUAACUUAAUCUCAUCUAUCUUGUGUAAAUAUUUAAUUAUAGGACAUUGCGUAACAUCUUGAAUAGAUACAAACUGCUGUCAGUAUUGACUUCAGAGCAAGUGAGUAAUCUCAUAGGUAAAAGCAUGUUUCAAAUAAAAUACUAGCUGGAUUUAUACUUGAUUUGUAUUGUGUACACAUUUAACAACAUCCAGUAUUAACUGUGGCUUGACAGUGAAAUGAAAGCUUUGUUCGGUUCACAACCUGAUAAUGGCAGAUCAAAAAGUGGGGACAAAACCUGAGUAAAGUCUCAUUGCUUAUUUGAUCCACUGGACUGCCAGGUCCACCAGUCUGGCUUCCUGGAGCCCGUCGCUGCGGUGAGGGAGGACCUAGCGCCUGCCACCCGUGCACCUCUGUGCUUGGAGGGAGGCAUCUGCACACGUGGCACUGGCCCCAGCGGAGCCUGCCCGAGGCCCUAAUAGGACCUGUUUCCAGAGCUGCAGCUCUACGCAUGGAUGGAUUUUUAAAAUCUGAUGAGAGACAACGACUAGCUAAAGAAAGACGAGAAGAAAGAGAAAAAUGUCUUGCUGCCCGGGAGCAGCAGAUCCUGGAAAAACAGAAGAGAGCCAAGCUCCAGUACGAAAAGCAAAUCGAGGAGCGAUGGCGGAAGCUGGAAGCGCAGCGGCAGCGAGGGGAGCAGAAGAGGGCUGCCGUGGAGGAGAAGAGGAGGCAGAAGCUCCGGGAGGAGGAGGAGCGGCUGGAGGCGAUGAUGCGCAGGUCCCUGGAGCGCACACAGCAGCUGGAGCUGAAGAAGAAGUGCUCGUGGGGAACGUCACUGGCUGCGGGGCCCGGAGGACGCGAGGGUGAAUCAGGAAAUACCCCACCCCCUCCUCUAGGUUUAGCAGCCAGCACCCUCCCUCCGGACCCAGGGACCACUGCCGCCGCUGCUGAGUCCACCAACGCAUGUGACAAACUUUCAACAUCAACCAUGAAUUUGCCAAAGCAGACGGAGCCUCCCAUGAGUAAGCGCCUGUCUUCAUCCACCGCGACAAUGUCCUAUUCCCCAGACCGAGCUCAUCGCACGCACCUUAGUCCCAUGGAAACCUUUCUUGUUACGCGACUGCUGACACCCACACAGGCUUCUUUAGCCAGAAGCAGAAGUGCACUCAUGCUCUCUGAGCAGGCCAGUCACUCAGUAUCCCAUGCCUGUCCUCGUGUAGCUCCUGCUGGCCCCCUUAAAUCUUCCUACAAGUCUUCUCCCACUCGAAAUGCCGAGAAGAAGAGGACGACAUCGACAUCUGGCGUAGGAGAUGCUGGGAAAGGAGCCCCUGCAGGAGCGGAGGCCUCUCCGACGGAGAAGAUGAAGAGGGGGCCGAGAACAACAGCUUCCGUUCCCAACGUGGGCCUCAUGUCCCCUCUGAGAAGAUGCGAUUUUCCAGCAGGCGUUUCUAAGAGGUCGUCUUCUCCUGUGACACCCAAGGCAACUUCAAAAGCAUAUCCACAGUCUCCAAAGAACGUGAAGCCGCCAUACCCAGGGUCUCCGGUGAAGUACCGCCUCCCCGCCUUUUCUGGCCAGGAAACACCCAAGAAGAAAGCAGAGAAAGAGAAGAGCAACAAGGAAAGGGAGGGCGCCCUGGCUCAGCAGGCAGCCGGCCCACCUGGGGAGGAGGCCCCGGAGAAGCACGUGGCAGACAGGCACGCCACUGAGAAGCAUGAGGCCGCGGCAGGGAAGGCCGAGGGUGGUGGAGCCUCGUGGAAGCCCACAGCGGGCACCACUGAUGCAGGAGAGGCUGCAAAGAUGCUGGCCGAAAAGAGACGACAGGCCCGGCUGCAGAAGGAACAGGAGGAGCAAGAACGUCUGGAGAAGGAAGAACAAGACAGGCUGGAGAGGGAGGAAUUGCAAAGGAAGGCAGAGGGGGAAAGACUGCGCCUAGAAGCAGCAGCCCGUAAGCAGGAAGAGGAAAAGGAGCGGCAGGAGGAAGAAGAGAAAAGGAAGGCAGCAGAGGAGGCCAAGCGGAGGGCCAAGGAGGAGCUGCUGUUGAAAGGAGAGCAAGAAAAGGAAAAACAAGAAAAAGAAAAGCAGGAAAAGGCCAUGAUUGAAAAGCAGAAGGAAGCAGCAGAAGCAAAGGCCCAGGAGGCAGCUAAACAGAUGCGUCUUGAAAGAGAGCAGAUCAUGCUACAGAUUGAACAGGAGCGACUGGAGAGGAAGAAGAGAAUAGAUGAAAUUAUGAAGAGAACAAGGAAGAGUGAUGUGUCUCUGGAAGUGAAGAAAGAAGACCCGAAAGUGGAGCUUCAGCCUGCUGUGUGUGUGGAAAACAAGACAAAACCAGUUGUCCCCAACAAAAUAGAAAUCAAUGGUUUGAACACCUGCCAGGAAGUUAAUGGUGUGGAACGUGCUGCCCCAGAGACUUUCCCCCAAGAUGUUUUUGCUAACGGACUUAAACCAGUCGGGGGACUUGUUCAUCUGGAUGCCCUUGAUGGGAAAUCAAACAGUCUGGAUGAUUCAACCGAAGAAGUUCAGUCUAUGGAUGUGAGUCCUGUUUCAAAAGAAGAGCUUAUCUCUAUCCCAGAAUUUUCACCAGUGAGUGAAAUGAUUCCUGGGGUAUCUCUGGACCAAAAUGGAACUGGUAAUGCCCGAGCACUUCAAGAUCUCUUAGAUUUCACUGGCCCCCCCAUUUUCCCCAAGAGAUCCAGUGAAAAUCUCAGCCUGGAUGACUGUAACAAAAACCUGAUCGAAGGAUUUAACAGUCCUGGCCAAGAAAAUACUCUGAACACCUUCUGUUGACAAAUACAACAUCUCUUUAAUGAAAGGUGGCGUUUGGAGAACCCAUGAAGCUGCUGGUAGUCAAAUCUGAGCUGCCGGCCCUCUGAAGAAGCUUCUGUCGUCCUUAACCGCUGGAUUCCAAACUAUUAAAUCAAAAUGUAACUGUAUUCCUACUUAGUAUGUCAAACGCUGGCCACUCUCAGUAGAACCUUGACAUUGGCCUUGUCGGGCUUUAGCAGAGUUCCAUGUUACAUUUCUAUUUAUGAGCUUCAGCUGCUGAUAAAGCACUUCCUGUACUCUAUUAUCAUAGUGAUCCUCUGAAUAACCCGUGUGAUUUCGGCUUGGAAAGUCACCUUAUAACCAUUCUUAUCCCCAGACUUGGAGCAUAUAAACAUUUAGAUGUCUUUCCUUGUAAAUACUCUAGACAUUUACCCAGACUCUACUUAAACAUAUACUGAAAAUUUGGGCUGCAUAUCUCCCUGUCUGUGUUUAGAAGGAGAAGAAAUUCUGGAACAUCUCCCCCAUCUCUGGGGUUUCUUUGUUGGAAGUUACUAUCAAGAAGCCGUGUUUCAUUAUUAAACUUAGUCACCUGCAAAAUGUGUUGCCCCCCAUUGCUCCGUGGGCGGCUAGCGGAGUGAAUCUGGCUGAGUAAGGGAGCCAUUGGACAGCGUGGAAGGCCGUCUGCUCUCUUAGGCAUAUUCCUCCAGACGUGGGCACCUGAAUCUCCAAGGCCCUUUUCAUGUUGUACCUGAAACCCUCCAAGCUGUAGUCACUCCAGACCGUCACGUGGCUUCUGGACUGAAUGAAUUGUGCACCUCCUGCCCAGGUGGUUGCUUUUCCUGUUGUUGCUGUUGUUUUGCUCUUGGCUCUUGGGGCCUUUGUUUGUUUGUUUACUCAACUCUGAUAAAACCAGGUACAAAUGAAAAGCAUAGUGCUCUGAGACAGGGGCCCCUGAACAGGACCCAAUGUGUCACUUAAACAGGCUUGGACAUAAAAACAUCUGGACGGGGGACAAAUGACAGUAGAAUGUAUACUUUACACGUUUUAUGCCAUAUAAGAAUGUGUUUUCUUCAUUUCUUGUGGUGAAGUGUGACUUUCAGAUUAAAAUGACCUUUUCUUCUUUGAAACCUUUUUUUUUUAAUUGUCUUGUACCAUAAAGAGUUUGGAAAGAUCCAUAAUUCUGACUGAGGUUUGCAACCAGGAGAUACAAAAAAGUCUCCGUAGUAAUCUUGUUCAUGUGCUCUUAAAACCAGCUACAGCGUAAGACUGUAUUAGGUAUGGAAACUGUGUACGUUUGUGUAUGUGUAUAUACUAAAUAAAAUACAUGCCUCCAAUAAUACGGUGCCAUGGAUCUUGAUGAAUAUCGGGGGAAAAUCUCUUUUAUGACGAGCACAUAGAAAAUGAUAGCAUGGUCUGACUUGUAAAAAAACGCCUUGCCAUCUUUCUUAUAGCCCUGUUUUGCUAAACGUCUGUUUUCUUGCAAUCUGGUGUACCUCACAGCACCAUUGUGAUCCUGGUGAUGCCUCAUUUGCAUGAUGUGUACCUUGUGUUACCGUGAAAUACAUUUUCAUUGAAGAGUCUGA